AUGGAUCCAAAUAAGUCUUCUGGAUAUAAAUAUCAACGAAGAGAUAACGGCGAUGUAUUUAUAAUUGACAUGAGCAAUCGCGAACAUGGUUUAGUUGCUUCGUUGUUGCAACGAUACUUCAAUUUUCCAAAUAAUAAUGUUGUUGUUGACCCCCCAAUAGUCGUUGGUAUUGAUGAAUGUAAUCCUUCUGGAAACGGCCAAUUAAUUGCAUCGGAUGUUACAAUAUUUCCAAAUGCAAAUCAUGUCCAACAACCUCAUAUUCCAUAUCCAGGCUCACCUCCAAGAGACAGAAAUUUUGGAACCCUUAUUCGAAAAAAACAAACCCCUACUAAUUGUAAUGCACCCAACCUCCCUCAAUAUCAAGUUAUUAUCCCAAUUGCACAAGUCUUUUGGGAUCCAGUACUUCCACUUCCACCUGCAGAUGGGUACGUACCAACUGUUCCUAUUUCUCUUGCAACUGGAACUGCGCCUGUUAAUUUUAUCAUUGAUUUGUAUCAAGUUCAACAACUAGUUUUAAAUGAACAAGAUAAUACAUAA
Molecule: messenger RNA, 537 nt
Organism: Racocetra fulgida
Lineage: Eukaryota; Fungi; Glomeromycota; Glomeromycetes; Diversisporales; Gigasporaceae
Source: the annotation of a GenBank genome assembly